This is a messenger RNA of Dovyalis caffra, 1020 nucleotides long. The record is from the annotation of a GenBank genome assembly. Lineage: Eukaryota; Viridiplantae; Streptophyta; Magnoliopsida; Malpighiales; Salicaceae.
AUGGAACGUUUGAGCUAUCUCUAUUUUGAACAUACACGAAUAACAAAAUUGCCUUCGCCAAUUGGAAAUCUGAUGGGACUUACUUGCUUGGAAGUGGGAAACUGUUUAUCUCUAAAGGAUAUCAAAUGUUUUGUUGACUUGCAAUUGCCUGAGAGGGACGUGGAUUUAAAAUUUUUAUGUCAGUUGACUCUACGUGGCUGUCAGAUAUCAGAAGUGCCUGAUAGUCUUGGUUGCUUAAGGAAUUGCAUGAGGCUUGAAUCGUUACCAGAGCUUUUACCACGGCUAGUAAAGUUAGACCCACACUAUUGCUCGGUCUUAAGUCGAGUAUCAAGCUCAUCAACUGUAGUUGAGGGAAACAUUUUUGAAUUCAUUUUCACUGAUUGUCAGUCCUUGCAUUGGACCUCUCUCCGGGUAAUCUUGGCAUACUCCUCAUUGAAAUUUCAACUUUAUAUCAAAAGGCUAUACAAUCAGGUGUCCGAUGUUCCAGCAAAGACAUGUAGUUUUUGCUUCUUUGGUUCUGCAACUCCGAUGUGGUUUAGCCAACAAAGUUGGGGAUUUGUAGUAACAACUCAACUACCUUCGCAUUCGGCUAAUAGUGAGUUCUUGGGUUUCACUCUAUGUGCUAUUAUUCGAUUUACAAGAAUUAAACUCAGUUUGCAAGUUAAAUGCACAUACCAUUUCCGCAAUAAGCAUGGUGGUUGCCAUGAUUUCUUUUGCUAUCUCCAUGGCUGCUAUGAUGAGAAGCAUUUGGACGACAAUUUGUUACCACUAUCUUGUUGCAAAAUUCUAGAGUGUGGGGUCCUUCUACUGUAUGCCAAUGAUGAGACGAGACCCUUUGAUUUUAUAAUGCCACGGUUACAGCACCUCGGUGUUUCAUUUUAUCAUCUUUUUCCGGAUCAAGAAAGCUUGGAAUCAUGGUUCAAAGCCAAGAGGCCGCGUGAUGACUGGAAUUACAGUGAUUGCUUGGAAUCGUGGCCAAAAGCUAAGAGGUCGCGUGAAGACAAGCAUGGCAGUGAGUAA